UUGUUAGCAGGAGAGAAAGUUAUCAACUAAAAACACCCAAUAGCAGCACUACUCACAGCUCACUUCCUCUCUCUCAGUCUCUCUGCUCAUUUUCUGUAAAAGUCUCUCUCUCUCUCUCUCUCUCAGCUUCCGAACUUCAAUCCUCAAAUGGCUUCCGUACUCAACACAGUUCCGUCCUUAAGAUUAUCGAACAUCAACAACACCAACCGAGUUCGAACUCGGCAAGUUUUCACACCGAGUCCUGUGUCAUUCACCAGGCGGAGACUUACGAUUAGAGCAACUGAGACCGAUGCAAAUGAAGCAGUUAAACCUGAAGCACCGGGUAAGUCACCGGCAGCUGCCGGUUCAAGCUUCAACCAGCUUCUAGGCAUUAAAGGAGCUGCAGAAGAAACUAAUAUAUGGAAGAUCCGACUUCAACUUACAAAGCCAGUUACUUGGCCUCCAUUGGUAUGGGGAGUGGUUUGUGGAGCUGCUGCAUCUGGAAAUUUUCACUGGAAUGUUGAGGAUGUUGCCAAAUCAAUUGUUUGCAUGAUGAUGUCUGGUCCAUUUCUCACUGGCUACACACAGACACUUAAUGAUUGGUAUGACCGAGAAAUUGAUGCUAUAAAUGAACCUUAUCGACCAAUUCCUUCAGGGGCUAUAUCUGAGAAUGAGGUCAUUACACAAAUUUGGUUGUUGCUUUUAGGUGGCCUCGGCUUGGCUGGUCUAUUAGACGUGUGGGCUGGGCAUGAUUUUCCUAUAAUAUUUUACCUUGCGCUUGGUGGAUCCUUACUAUCAUACAUAUACUCUGCUCCACCCUUGAAGCUGAAACAAAAUGGAUGGAUUGGCAAUUUUGCCCUGGGAGCAAGUUAUAUCAGUUUGCCAUGGUGGGCUGGUCAAGCUUUAUUUGGGACCCUUACACCAGAUAUAAUUGUUCUGACUACCUUGUAUAGCAUAGCUGGGUUGGGUAUUGCCAUUGUCAAUGACUUUAAAAGUAUUGAAGGAGAUAGAGAAUUGGGACUUCAGUCACUUCCAGUUGCUUUUGGUGAAGAAACUGCAAAAUGGAUUUGCGUUGGUGCUAUUGACAUAACUCAGAUAUCUGUGGCUGGUUAUCUGCUAGGGGCUGGUAAACCAUACUAUGCUUUAGCAUUACUUGCUUUGAUAAUACCACAAGUCAUUUUUCAGUUUCAGUAUUUCCUCAAAGACCCUGUUAAGUAUGACGUGAAGUACCAGGCAAGUGCCCAGCCAUUUCUUGUGCUUGGUCUUUUGGUGACUGCUUUAGCAACCAGCCAUUGAAUUUUCAAUUGGGGUUUUGUAAAAUGACGCUGUGGAGAGAGGCAAGAGGUGGACGCAGAGCAAAAAGCUCAUUGAACACAGCUGCUUUGGUGCACAAACCACACCAAUCGAAUAAUACUACUUUGUUAAUCAAUAGGCAUGUUCUGCUGAUUAAACUAUCACGGUCACCCCUUUUAGGCUUUGCUUGAGGCGAGAUUAGGCCUGUCAAUCAUUGUAUGUCUAUUUUUUCUUGUCUACACAGUUUUUGCUUUUUUAUUUUUGGUUUCUUGCUUUCAAGUCUUGUAAAUGUGAUGGUUUGUUGUAGCAUUGUGCUUUAUUAGCAUUCUUCCUUGAUUUUUACUUCUCAAAGCACGAGAUGCCCAGAAAAUGCAAUUCUGAAUUUACGUUUUGUUUCAAA
This is a messenger RNA of Quercus robur (English oak), 1672 nucleotides long. RefSeq names its product chlorophyll synthase, chloroplastic. Gene Ontology annotation, molecular function: chlorophyll synthetase activity. The record is from RefSeq and is a predicted model, not a curated record. The transcript is spliced from 15 exons. Lineage: Eukaryota; Viridiplantae; Streptophyta; Magnoliopsida; Fagales; Fagaceae. Bases 148 to 1275 code for a protein of 375 amino acids. Gene Ontology annotation, cellular component: membrane. Gene Ontology annotation, biological process: chlorophyll biosynthetic process.